UUGAUUUUGAUGCCGUGUUCGGUCACGGAGAUCUGUUGACUGGCUUAGCAAGGACGAGUAGGGCUCUCUCGUUGGUGGAAGUUUCACUUCAUUGUGAUGGACAGCUAGAAAUUUCCUGAGAUUUUUAAGCGGCCGAAAAGUUUCCAAUCCAUCGGGGGUUGAAAGGAGCCCCAAGAGAUGCCACAAGGGCGUCGCUCAUGUCGCUUCACCUCAUUGAGCUCUGCCAAAACAUUGAUGUGUGUUAUGGGUCUGUUCACGACCUCCGGGAUUUUUUGGCUGGGACACAAUUUGCAGAACGAUAACAGACCAAGACAAGGAUACGUCAAGAUGAACAAAAACCAUGAAAUUGCGCAUACCGCAUCGAUUGACACUGGGAUGACUCAUGUCAUCCUUGGUCUUGCAACCUCCCAAACCAAAGUGAAACAAGUCAAGGCCGGGACCUUUUACGACCGUUUUAUACGCGACUACAGCGGGAUUCUACCAGAAUGGCGGGGAUUUCCACCAAGCCGUUAUAUUUUGAAUUGUCCAAUGAUCUGCGUGCAGGAGCAGCCAGAGCUGAUAGUUGUCGUGGCCUCAGCCAUUACUCAUAUUGAACGUCGGCAGCUUAUUCGGGAAAACUGGGGGUCAUCUGAAAACAAGGUCAAAAACAAGAUGACCGUGGUGUACAUCUUCGGGUCGACGUUAGAUGGCGCUCAACAGAACUUCCUGCAACGAGAGAAGGCGCAUUACAAUGACGUCAUUCAAUUAGACUUUUUAGACACAUACCGAAAUUUGACCAUCAAGUCGGUAGCCAUGUUGAAUUGGUUAAAAGAUUUCUGUACGAGUGCACGUUUUGUUUUGAAAGCUGAUGACGACAUGCUUAUAAACCCGGAUGUACUUUUAUCAAGAUUGCGACACUAUCAGCCUAAAUUUGACAAGUUCUUUUUGUGUGCCGUCCGAAAAGGAAUUAAGGCGGUCCGGAGUGAUGAUUACAGGUGGCACAUAAGUGAGAAGGAAUACAGUGACACGUUCUACCCGACCCACUGCUCCGGCACCGCUUACGCAUUUUCCACGUCAGCCGUCGACGUGCUUCUCAACAACACGCUCACAACGCCCUCUAUAUGGAUUGAAGACAUUUAUAUAUCCGGUAUGCUGGCGACCUCUAUCGCCCAUGUGCACGCCAAGGAAUUUUUAUUCUACCACGUGAGAUUCCAGAGGAACAAAUGUCUGUACAGGAAACAGAUUGCUAUGCACAUGAUUCCGAUGCCUCGACGCAAACUGAUAUAUGCCGCAAUGCGCAAGUGCUGAGCCUUUUUUACCAUACUUUAUGAAGUCUUCUUCACCCUGAGACUUGUUCGGAUUCUCAAAUCAUUGUCGACGAGGACAUGCGCGGACGCUUUUUAACGCAAACCUUUUUUUUAGAAAGAAGCAGUUAUACAGGGGCAACUCGUAAAUCUAGCUGCGAGGGACAUAAAUUGGAUAGAAGUGGCGCAGCAGAUCAAGUAGCGAUGAUCGCAAGAAGCAGCGACAGCUCACGAAACGGGGAUCCCGUCUGCUCACGAUGGUGAGUCUCUCUGAUGGAAUGCAUCACCGCUGCGACACCUUUCAAAACUUCUUGAUCAAUAUUUAGCUCAGGAAGCCACCAUAAAAUUAGCAUGAAUCAUCUCAUUAAUGGAUGCCUACCAGUGUGUAGUGGGAAUAAAACGCGAUAGCGAGGAUCCAGAUAUCGAGAGCUAGCAGAAAUCAAAUAGGCGAGAUGGUGGGGUGAAGAUGGAGGAUGAAUGAACGUUGGGAACGCUGGAGUCAACAUUGAGACAGAUUGGUAGGCAUUGGAUGUGACUACCGGGAAUAAGGUAGUUUCAGAUUUCCGAUGAAGAGGGCGCUGUUGUUGCUGUUGAUAUUCGGGGUUCUCAUCGUCUUUAUUUUCAACAAUGCCAUGUUCUUGUUGCCCGGAUUAUGGUCGAGAACACUCACCACCACGAGCUUACACUUCAGCGCGCGUCACGUGAUGACGCGCAUGGCCAUGAUGGUGGACAACAAUAGACGAUCUUGGAACAAACGGGGUGAGCCGGAGUAUUACAUCCCACGUGACUACAGGUUUAUUGCUGAGUCUGGACAAACUUGCAAGAAGUCGGAUGGAAACCCGGCUCCAGUGGAGAUCGUGGU
Molecule: messenger RNA, 2145 nt
Organism: Lineus longissimus
Lineage: Eukaryota; Metazoa; Nemertea; Pilidiophora; Heteronemertea; Lineidae
Product: beta-1,3-galactosyltransferase 5-like
Exons: 3
Coding region: 178-1287 (369 amino acids)
Cellular component (GO): Golgi membrane
Molecular function (GO): hexosyltransferase activity
Source: RefSeq, a predicted model, not a curated record